This is a messenger RNA of Heterocephalus glaber (naked mole-rat), 9733 nucleotides long. Lineage: Eukaryota; Metazoa; Chordata; Mammalia; Rodentia; Bathyergidae. The record is from RefSeq and is a predicted model, not a curated record.
GGGUGGGAGGAGAGAGAGGCCGGCCGGCUGCUCCCGGGUCGCCGCAGACCCCGCGGACCCCGCCGCCAGCGCUGCCCACCCGGCGCCUGCCGGGACGAGCUGCCGCAAACUUCUUAAAUGACCACGUCCGGCUGCCCGUGGAGCGCUUCUGGGUUGGGGAGAGGAAAGGAAAGUGGAAAAAAACUGAGAACUUCCUGAUCCCUCUCGCUGUGAGACAUGUCUGAGACUCCUGCUCAGUGUAGCAUUAAGCAGGAACGAAUUUCAUAUACACCUCCUGAGAGCCCGGUGCCGAGUUACGCCUCCUCAACUCCACUUCAUGUUCCAGUGCCUCGAGCGCUCAGGAUGGAGGAAGAGUCGAUCCGUCUGCCAGCGCACCUGCGCUUGCAGCCAAUCUACUGGAGCAGGGAUGACGUAGCCCAGUGGCUCAAGUGGGCUGAAAAUGAGUUUUCUUUAAGGCCAAUUGACAGCAACACAUUUGAAAUGAACGGCAAAGCGCUCCUGCUGCUGACCAAAGAGGACUUUCGCUACCGAUCUCCUCAUUCAGGUGAUGUGCUCUAUGAACUCCUUCAGCAUAUUCUGAAGCAGAGGAAACCUCGGAUCCUUUUCUCACCAUUCUUCCACCCUGGAAACUCUAUUCACACACAGCCGGAGGUCCUCCUGCAUCAGAACCACGAAGAAGAUAACUGUGUCCAGAGGACCCCCCGGCCGGCUGUGGACACAGCACACCACAACCCUCCCACCAUUGAACUCUUGCACCGCCCCAGGUCACCCAUCACGACAAAUCACCGGCCUUCUCCCGACCCGGAGCAGCGGCCCCUCCGGUCCCCCCUGGACAAUAUGAUCCGCCGCCUCUCCCCAGCUGAGAGGGCCCAGGGUCCGCGGCUCCACCAGGAGAACAACCACCAGGAGUCCUACCCUUUGUCAGUGUCUCCCAUGGAGAACAAUCACUGCCCGCCUUCCUCCGAGCCCCACCCGAAACCCUCCAGCCCACGGCAGGAGAGCACCCGAGUGAUCCAGCUGAUGCCCAGUCCCAUCAUGCACCCCCUGAUCCUGAACCCCCGGCACUCCGUGGAUUUCAAGCAGUCCAGGCUCUCCGAGGACGGGCUGCACAGGGAAGGGAAACCCAUCAACCUCUCCCACCGGGAAGACCUGGCGUACAUGAACCACAUCAUGGUCUCAGUGUCGCCGCCGGAAGAGCACGCCAUGCCAAUCGGGAGAAUAGCUGUAUCUUCAGGAAAGGACUGCUGGGGAUUGAGGAGCAGCUGGAAGUAUCUGUCAUCUUCUGAAACAUUUCCCUACCUGCAAGUUCCGUCCGGCCUGUGUCUCCCCAGUAUUUCAUAGGCAGAGGGUAGAGCGGCCCUUGUGAUGGUGGGUGUCAUGGUCUCAGGAUGCACAGGGGCCCCCCGUUAUCCAUGGUUUCAGUCCCCCGUGGUUAACCAGGGUCCAAAAAUAUUGAAUGGAAAAUUCCAGAAAUCUGAGUUUUAAACUUUCAUUACAGAAUAUCACAGUUGUUCUGUUUUACUAGUCAUUGUUGUUCAUCUCUCACUGUGCCAAACUUAUAAUUUAAACAUUAUCAUGUGUGUUUAUAUGUAGGAGAAAACAUAGCAGAUAGGGAGGGAGUUCAGGCAUCCCCUGGAGGUCUUAACAGGUAAUCCUGCAUGGAUAAGGGAAGCUACUUGUGCUGUAAUCCCUUCUUAGGACCAGAUGAUUUCAAAACCAGAAGCAUGUUUUACAGAAGAAGGAACUAACCGAGAUUCAGCCACACCCGUAUCGCAGCCUCGUACACUCCUGCCCAGUGUUGUUCCUCAGACGCUGUUCCUUCUACCCCAGGCCCUGGAGUGGGGAUUGGCCACUGUGGCAAAAUUCAGCCGCCACCUGUUUUUCUAAGCCAGGCUUCCUUGAAAACCAGACCUAUUUAUUUAGUGUUGUCUGCUUUUGUGCUGCAGCAAAAGUUGAGUUGAGUAGUUCCGGAGACCAUUGGCCAGAAAGCCUAAAAUAUUUAUGAAUUGGCCUGAUAGAGAAAGUUUGCUGCCCGGCUCCCCAUGUGGUCAAGGUACUGGGCGGCACUGGCAUAAUAAUGGAGGGUGUGGGCAUAGGAAACACUGUCCUUGCUCUCAAGGAAUGCUUUGCCCCAUAGAUGGUGAGGCAAGUCUAAGACAUGAAAGAACAGUAACAAAUGAUGAAAGACUAGGCAAGUUCUGGACUGCAGGCUACAUUCAGAGAACAAUCCGGAAGCAUUGCAGUAACAUCAUGAACGUGAAUAAAAUACAGCCAAGUGAGUUGUUUCUUUGCACAUUUGCUUUAUAUAGCUAUUUGUUCAUUCAUUCAAAAAUCAUCAUGUGUCUGCUCUGUGCCAGGCAGGCACCAUUCUAGGUAACAGACAGGUACGCACCUGUCUCCGAAUGCCAACUUGUUGUGCCUGCCGACCGGAAGCAGUACCCCGCCUGCUCUCCGCCACCACACAACCCAAGCUCCUGCUACGGUUUUAACUACAGACGGCUAAAUCCUAAAAGGGAAAUUUUAAGUUAUUUUGGAUUUCUCUUAAAGUUCUUCAGUUCCCUUAAAACCUGAUCCACCUGAUUGUCCAUUCCUUGGCCUUAAUCCAAAAAUCUGCUAAGAAAGAAAGAUUCAUGGAUAAGCUGAAAAUUGUCUUAUAUCUUAGCCCUUCAUUUGCUACAUAAAGGCAGGUACUUCAGAAGUCUGUACAGAUUCGGGUGUUCAAAGCCCAUGACCCAUCUAAAUAGACAAUAUUUCCUUUCCUGCACUCACCUGGCAACUCUGGCUAAGUCUCUUGGUCUCGGUAACUUGAACUUCAUGGGUUUCGAGGAUGUCCUGACUUCUGUCAGCUUGCAGCCUCCUCACUCCCACCCUCAUAAGGUACUUCAUGGGCAUCUUUCAGAUCCUUAAAGGCAGCCAUUUAGGCUUUAAAAAUAUACAUGUUGGGCCAGGGAGCGCAAGGUCCCGAGUUCAAUCCCUGGUACCACACACACACACAAAAAAAAAACCACAAAAAAAAUACAUGUUUAUUAUCUACCAAGGUUACAUAUUUAACAGAAACAAAAAGUCUAAUCAGGGAGACAUGAGUCUCCUGGGAAGCUUAUUUUAUCACCUGACUCGGUGUACUUUCCUGAUUUGGUUUUAUUGACUGGAUGAGUUCUGUAUACACGAAAACCCCAUCCUGGAAGCCUCUAAUCUUUAAAUCAGAUGAAGCACAUGAAGGGAGGAACAGGGAAAGCAGUGAAGCUCAUCCUCAGGGACCUCCAGGACCAGAGGAAGCCAGACUGAGCCCUGACCUCUUGCCUCCAUCUGCCCUUCAUCCCCACCAGUGAAAUCCACUUCGGGUGAGGCUCUUGGAUUUUUUUCUUUUGUAAGUAACCCUCAGGAGUGGCCUUGAAGACAAAAGACAUCAUAAAAGUGGACUAAAGGGAUUAGUAUGACAGUGAGGAGGACAAGUCUCCUCCUAAGAUGUGGAGGUGCACCUUUGCACUCGCGUGUAUUGGUGUAAAGUCUCUGUUUGGAGGAAAGAAAGGACAGGGUCAUGGGAGGUGUCCAUCAGCCAAAGGAUUCCAGAGUUUUGUACCGGCUGAAAGAGCCACUUCCUCCUGGACCACAUUGGGAGAUAGCCCUCUGGGGACCCCUGUGUCCACCCCCUUGAUCUGGGGUUCAGUUGACAGCCAGCCUGGAGUGCCUGGGGAGGCGGUGGGGCCCUGGGGGAAAACCUGGACGCUGCAGGUGGAAGCAGCGGAAUCCAGCUCUUCUCUCGAGAGCAGAGGGGCUCAGUGUCUGAGGCUUUGUUUCCUCAUCUGUAAUUUCCAGAAUACCCAUCCUGGGCAUUUGUAUUAACAAGACAACGUGAAUGGUAGCACAAGCAGGUUAAGUACAGACGGUCAGCCUCCCCUUCUUCACCGUGUAAAAGCGAGGCAGCAGCUCAGAGGGGCAGCACAGCAGCCCUCCGAUCAGGUAUGGGGCACUGACACACCAGGUCAUGUUUGUGUCAGGCCAAUGCUAAGAUGCAGAAUGUGCUCCAGCAAGGCCACCUCAGCUAUUUGCUUGCAAGUUUCUGCCUGCUGCCCCUGCCAACCGAGGACAUAGAUAAGAUCCUCACUAGGGUCUGAUGAGCCCUGGGGAGGGUGAGUCUUCAGUCCAGCUAGAAUAUUCAGCUUGGCUCUGACUUCUCACACUUUGGCUCAAUCACUUUGCUUUAUUUUCAGUGCAAACAACUAAGAAAUCAAAGAGUCCUGGGGCCAGGGAUGUAGCUCAGUGGUGCCGCACCUGCCUGGCAAGUGCAAAGUCCUGAGUUCAAUCCCUGGUACGGCUGGAGGUGGGGGGGCGGAUCAAAGAGUCCUAAAGAAAGGGAAGUUUCAGGACAAUGCUUUUAAAGGGUAGAACAUCAAUGGCACCCUGGCUGGGCAGGAAGUAAUAGGAGACUGGAAAUUCCAGUUUGCUCAAUGGUACAUGCGUUUGUUACACUGUGCCCCAGCUCUCUGCAGUCCCUGGAUGUGAAUUCCCAGGUGACUCCCACCCUGAGCAAAGCUGAGGCUGGCGUGGGGCUUGGUUCUAGCCUCUGGGCUCUCAGCAAGGGCUGGAGUCUCAGACCAGCACCCCGGCCCGCUGCUGCACACCCACACCAUCAGUCACCAGAGCUGGGAGGCCCGCUUGUUUGCAGCUGUGGUCCCCCUGCCCCGUGAAGCCUUUGCAUUCUGUCUCCACCGCCUACCCCACCACAGCGAGCCACUCACUGUGCCCGUGUGGCCUGUUUUCCUAAACCACAGGGAAACACAGCCAGUGGCCCUCUAGAGACAGCUCUUCGCAUUAACAGGGAGUUGGCUGUUUGGGAUUUAGCAACUUUCUGCUUCGAGCUAAUAGCUGCUCUAGAACAGAGGAGGAAAAAAAUGACUGAGUGGCAUUUGCCCCUGCAUCUUGCCAAACCCAUGUCUCUGUGAGCAGUCUCCCCCGCGGCACUCUCGCUGUUCAGGCUCAGCACUGUAAUUCUCUGCUGCACGGCUCGUGCUGUGCUUUAUAAGUUGUCUAGCAGCAUCCCUGACUUCGCCCACUGCAUGCCCGAAGCUCACUCUGUGCCCAUUAGGACCGAGACCUCGCCAUACACUGCCCCUUCCGAGCACUGUCAGACUUUCUAUUUUGAAUGUUACCUCACCUUUAUCAAUUUCUAGCUAUUUUUAAAAAAUUAAAUAGGGGCCUUAGGGGCCUCCCUGUUGGUAAUUAUGUCUAUGGCACUAUGGUUUAUAGACCUUCAUUUAAAAUUUCACUUGGAAAAAAAUAAAUAAAAAUAAAAUUUCACUUGGGCUUUAAAACAACAUAAAAUUACUUCCUUAGAUGCUCUUCUGAAGGUUACAUUAACCACCAUUAUUACACAUUCCCUUUGUCCCGAAACUUGACUUGCCUACUCAAAAUUUUUAAAUAUCAAUUUUGUCUAGCAUGGUUUUUUUUUUCCUUUAGAAACCAUGUUGAUUAUGUGUGAAUUGCCCAUCUUUUUACAGUCUCUCCUCAAUCCAUCUCUGGUAGGAGACAGACGUGCGAGUGAAAAUCUCUCUCCUUAACCACAGGAAGGGACUUUUUAUGCCUUUUAGCAGUGGAUUCUCAGGGUACCUCACCCAGCAGGAAGCAGAGAGGACGCUUUCUACAGUGGGAAAGAGGCCUUUUAUUCUAGCUAAAUUCUUUCGUAAACUUCCUCUCACCUCAUGGAAGAGACGAUCCAAGUAAUGGACAAUUUCUUUAAAAUACUCACCUGCCUUGCUACAGAAGGAGGCCCUUUAGUUUAAGGGAAGCAUAUUUAAAAUUAACAAAUGCCUUGGGAUGUAAAAAUUUUACACAUGCAUGUUCACUUGUGGUGAGAUGGGCUUUUGUUUAUAGAAUUUGGUGUGUUUUUAUUGUACAGUAUUAAGCACUUUCAGUGCUGACCAAAACAUCACAUCUGUGCAAACAUGGGUUUGACAAAGCUGGAAGAUUCUAGGUGGGCUCUGAUUACGGCCUCCAGAAGGUCUAGGGACUGAGGAGGGUGUGUCUUUUAUUGAAUGAAAUCUUAAAAACAAAAACAACUCAUGGAUUCAAUCUCAGUUGUUGAAAAAGGAGGGAUGGUAAUGUGGUCAAGCCAUUAUUAUUUUUAUCAUCUAGGCAUAACUUAACUAAAAGCAAUCAAUAAUAUUGUAAAAGUCACUUAUACUCUGAACUUGAAACAACUUUGUCACAGAAUUCCUGUUGCUACCUCCAUUAAUGACUGAGUAAUUCAACAUGUCUUGAAUGUCAACAAAUUUUUAUUACUCAGCUAACACUGGCUUUGCUAGGUUAAAUGUCACUUAAAGUGAUCAGUGGAAAGCUAGUUUGGGGUUAAUUUCAAAUUUAUGAAAGGAAAAAGUUCACAAGAUACAAAUGUUCUUGAAGCUUAUAGGUAAAGUCUGCUUUCUGUUAAGCCCUGCCCUUCAUUUGCAAUCCAAAGAUAGCAUUCUAGAUCCCAGUUCUGUGCCUCUAGGAAACCAACAUGGUAUCCCAGUGCUGAGUGAGCCGUUACUUGGCGAAAUGGUCUGGUUGACAUUUUCCUGGGGUUUUUUUGUUUCUGUUUUUGUUUUUGUUUUUUCAGACAGGACUAUGUAGUUGUAUGGCCUUGAACUCACUAUGUAGCCCAAGCUGACCUCACACUCAUGGUGAUCCUCCUGCCUCAGCCUCCCAAGUGCUGGGAUGGCAGGCAUGCGCCACCAUGCCCAGCUAUUUUACUGUUUUAUGAGAAAUACAAUGCACCAUGACAGUAAAAGAUAAAAAACGGGGGAGUGAAACCUCUGCAGUUGGAAUGUCUGCUUUCAGCUCAUAGUAGGUCUCUAGAUUAUUAAAGUUUAUUGUGAGCACAUUAGAGAACCCCAUUCCAUUUCAGAAAAAUGCAAAGGUGUCCUCAGCCUCUUUGCAGUGAGUGUGAUUGGAGCCACACAGGGAGGCAAGGGCGGGGUAUCAGUAACCCACUUUCAUUCUUCCUAAUUCACAGGCAUUUUACAUGAUUGCAUUUGGUUUUGUCAGAUUUUCCCAGCAGGGAGAGAUUAUGGGAAAUUAAAACUAUAUUUGCCUUUUGAUGGAACCAAAACUGGACAGUUGAGCUACAGCUUGUCUGUUCAGGCUGCUAUAACAAAAUAGCAUGAACUGGGUAAAUUAUAAACGACAGAAACUCAUUCCUCAGAGUGCUGUAGACUCCCCGUCCGAUGAGGCCUCACUUUCUGGUUCAGAGACGGCACCUUGUCGGUGUGUCCGCACCCGCACGGAAGGGAGGCCCAGAGGUCUCUCAGAGAAGCGCAGGGCCCCCGCUCUUGUGGGUGGAGCCUCCAAGACCUAAUCGCCUUCCAAAGGCUGGGGCUGUCACUUGGAGGCUAGGAUUUCAACAUCCAAAUUGGGGUGGGAGGCGUAACAGCCAGAAUGUAGCAGUUCUCUAUUUUCUGUUUGUAAGGAAAGUGAUACAGAAAAAGGAGGCAGCUUCUCGGCAUAAGGACACUUUGCCUACUCUGCUUUGCCUAGAAACUAGGGCCGUCGUUUUCCGGGCGCCUUAAGCGCGAGCUAGAAUAUUCUGCCGGUCAUUGCGUAACACUGGCCUCACAUGCUACUUUCUGGUGCUUGGGUUGGUACCCUGCUCUCUCCCCCAACAGCAGCCUACCCUCUGGCAAUAAAGAAGGGGGCCUUAGGAAAGUAACAGAAGUGAUGGGCCCGUCCCUAGAGGGAUUCAAACUCCAGGGCUGGAUGUCACUGUUUUAAGGACACCACUCAUCUUUUUUCCAAAACGCAACAAAUCCCCCAUCACGUUUAUUUUGAGACACAGAUAACACAUACACACACACUCACGAAUGCUUGAUGUUUAGGCUCAUGGUAAGCUUGUAGUUCCUUGAAGAAUUAAGCUUUCUGAAAAAUGCUACAUUCCCUCUGUUCCUUCUGCCAGAGAAAAUGUUGGAAAGGGUACACUAAGCAAAGUUCAACUUUGCUCUAAAAAAAUACUAAGAUUUUACAGAUAUAUUCCCAUUGACCAGUUAUCUGAGACUAGAAAUCACAUCAGGGAGUACGGUACAGCAUAGGCUUCGGAGUCGCACAUAGCCUAGAACCCAAAAUGUGUCCCACACAGCCGUGCCCUGCAGUGACUACAUUACCAAACCCCCUGGCCCCGGCUUCCUGGUCUAUGAAGCAGGCAACAGCCUCUGGCUCCUAGAUGGGAUAACAAGUGUAACCAUGCAUACAGAACAUACAGACAGUGCCUGCAAGUAGCUCCCAACAAAUACAAUUAAUGGUUUCAUUAUUUUCUUUUCAUUUGCAUUAGCACGAGUACAAUAAUCCUGUAAAGUAAGUGUUGUAAUUCUCACAAAUGAGGAAACAGACUCCCAGGGAGAUUAAGAAACUGGCCCAAAGUUGUCUGGAGAAUUCAAAGAACGGAGUACUUUCUCUGGGAUGUGAACAUGUUGGCUGUAAGACAUUGCUGGAUACUCCCUUCCCAGGGGUGCCAGGCCCAGACCUUACCCCUGUAAGAGACAGCACACUGUAGUACAAGAACCAGGGACCUCAGGCAAGUUCUCGUAACCUCUCUGAGGACUGCAGUGAUACUCAAAGUGUCAACUAAACAGCGCAGUAAACAGGGUUAAUGUUUAGAUUUCUAAAAAUUACAGUAAAAGACACAUUGCCAUUCAUCGCCCCGCCAAAUACUCAUGCUUUGAACAUGUGUCCUGUUUAAGGUUUUUUAACAUUCACUGCAUUUUCCUAUCACCCCUUGUAUGUGUCUACCUCCACCUACCUACCUAGCAAGGCUCUUCUAGAGGGCAGCAGAGGGCAAGGGGACAGGGAAGGGGGACGUCCCAUGUUAGCUGGCUGAUUGCGACAGGAUCUCACUGUGUCACCCAGGGUGGCCUCACAUUCCUGGGUUCUGGGGUUACAGAUGUGCAACACCACGCCCAGCCAUAUGUCUUCUUUAAUAUACGAAUCCACAGCCAAAACCUAGGUUUAGCAAAGUACCAGGGCCUUGCCAAAUCACUUAAUAAAUAUUUGCUGCCCAACCACGCAAUCAAACAUCAUUUCUGCAAAUGGAAAAAAUGAGUUUUUGGACCAGGUUCCUUUCUACUUUGAUUCCAUUAUAAUAAAGCCAUUUACAAGCCUUCCAACAUAUGAUAUAAUGAGAAUAUGGGUAUUUGUAAAGUCACGCUGGCCACAGUUCCCGCAGUCAGCAUCACCAAGCCACAUAGCUUUGCUUUUCCCAGUUUUUGAGUCAUUCCUCUUCGUUGGACACUUCCCGGGUCUUCUCAUCUCCAUCCAUUCAGGAUCUUGCCGACACCAAGACCGUUUUCAGCCCCUGUACUUUUAGUUCACUGCUCUCUGGGACUUUGAGACCUUCUUUGCCCCCUUCCUCCUCCCAGCCUGUUUGUAGGUCACUGUCAAAGCCGAGUCAUGCAUUAGUGCUUUGCUCCCUGUCUCUCCAAGUGUUGGUCACGACCACGGACAAGCCUCUUCCUCUUUCUGAGUCACGGCGUCCCCAUCUGUAGAGGGAAGCAGCCAUCCUGGACAUAGUCUAAGCCCACUCAGGUCAGAGAUCAUACUUCUCCAACAGGAUUUCACCAGCUCUCCCCAGACCUUCGUUUCCUUCUCAUAAACAAGGAAGUUAGACCACCCGUUCAAAUGAAGCAAGAGCAGUGACUGGAUUCUUCUCCGAGUCUUGUUGUUACUGCCUCAACCAGAAAUAUUUUCAACACUGUUUCCUCCCUUUUCC